Messenger RNA from Capsicum annuum, 1388 nucleotides. RefSeq names its product THO complex subunit 2-like. The record is from RefSeq and is a predicted model, not a curated record. The transcript is spliced from 5 exons. Gene Ontology annotation, cellular component: THO complex part of transcription export complex. The coding region runs from base 157 to 1278 and encodes 373 amino acids. Lineage: Eukaryota; Viridiplantae; Streptophyta; Magnoliopsida; Solanales; Solanaceae. Gene Ontology annotation, molecular function: mRNA binding. Gene Ontology annotation, biological process: mRNA export from nucleus; mRNA processing.
GAUCUUCAUGUUCCUAAAUCCCGUUACGAAUUUGAAAUUGCUAAGCAGCAUGCUGCUCUUAAAGCUCUGGAAGAACUUUCUGAUAAUUCAAGUUCUGCAAUCACAAAAAGGAAAAAAGAUAAAGAAAGAAUUCAAGAAUCUUUAGAUCGGUUAACUAUGGAGCUUCAGAGGCAUGAAGAACAUGUUACAUCUGUUCGUAGACGCCUUAUUCAUGAAAAGGAUACAUGGCUGAGUUCCUGUCCUGAUACUUUAAAGAUCAACAUGGAAUUCCUUCAGCGGUGUAUAUUUCCACGCUGUACGUUCAGUAUGCCAGACGCUGUUUAUUGCGCUGUUUUUGUUAAUACCCUUCAUUCCCUUGGAACACCCUUCUUUAACACUGUGAACCACAUAGACGUUUUGAUAUGUAAGACAUUACAACCCAUGAUCUGUUGUUGCACGGAGUAUGAAGUAGGCCGCCUAGGAAGAUUUUUGUAUGAGACGUUGAAGACUGCUUAUUAUUGGAAGGGUGAUGAAUCAAUUUAUGAACGUGAGUGUGGAAACAUGCCUGGUUUUGCAGUCUAUUACAGAUAUCCAAACAGCCAGCGUGUUACGUAUGGCCAAUUUAUUAAGGUACACUGGAAGUGGAGUCAAAGAAUCACGAGAUUGCUCAUACAGUGUCUGGAAUCAACUGAGUACAUGGAAAUGAGAAAUGCACUUAUUUUAUUAACGAAGAUCUCUAGUGUCUUUCCAGUUACUCGAAAGAGUGGAAUAAACCUUGAGAAGAGGGUUGCCAAAAUUAAAUCUGAUGAAAGAGAGGAUCUCAAAGUAUUGGCAACAGGGGUCGCAGCAGCUUUGGCAUCUAGAAAGCCAUCAUGGGUGACGGAUGAAGAGUUUGGUAUGGGUUACCUAGAACUAAAACUUGCAGCACCACCUGCUUCUAAGUCUUCGACUGUUAAUUCAGUGGCUAUACCAAAUGGCAGUGGCCCCAGUGUUUCUCAAGGUGAGCCUGUGGCGCAAGGAAGAACUGUGGCAGCAGGAAGGGUAGCUGAUGGCAAGUUGGAUAGGCCAGACAGUUCUUUGCCAAAACCAGAUCUAGGUUCGGUAAAACAGAAAGGCAGUCAAUCAGUUAAUGGGCUGGAUGUUCAAUCAGUUGUAUCUGCUGCCCCGCAGUCUGAUACUCCAAGUCAAAAACAGGUUGAUGACUCUAUGUGUAGACCAUUGGAAGAGAGUACUAUAAAAGCUGCUUCUAAAAUGUCUGGAGAACUGGAGGUAUGUUUCCUACAGUAUUGUCCUGUCUAAUACAAUCUAAUAGAUGCUAAUUUAGCUAAAAUCUUUGUGGAUGUGUGGUGGCAAUGCUAUUUGAAUUUAAGAGUGUUAUACUCCAGUAUGGAGGUGAGAGGCUAGAGGCU